This is a messenger RNA of Paramecium pentaurelia, 1419 nucleotides long. The record is from the annotation of a GenBank genome assembly. NCBI's taxonomy places the organism in Eukaryota, Ciliophora, Oligohymenophorea, Peniculida, Parameciidae.
AUGACUAGUAAUGAUAUUAAAUAAGCACUUAAAAAAUAUUAGCCAUAAUUAGAUUAGGAUUACUAAUAAAAAUUACAAAUUGCUAAAUACACAAAUUUGUCUGAUAUUGAAAAAAGCAAUUUUCUAUUAAAUUUAGGUAUGUUUAGAUUUAGCAUAUAGGUUUUGGAUAAUAAAAUGUUUUCUUUUUAUUUGAUGGAAAUAUAUAGCAUAACUUUGAUAAUGAUAAGAUAAUAUAUCAUACAAUAAAUUGUUUGGAUAAAAAAAUAGAUGAAAAGUAUUUUAUGACAAUAUUAUAUUAGUACUUACACUAUUGUAUAUAUAGUGGCAGAUCAUGAUGGAUCAAAAUAAAUGAAAAGAUUUAGAAAGAUGUUAAAGUAGCUUCCUAGCAAAUAUUUCAUUUAAUUAUAAGGGUUUUAUGUAUAUGCUGCAAAUUUUGGAAUAAGAACAAAACUUUUAUUUUUAAAAUCAAAGAGAGAGAGAGUAUGGUACAAGAAGAUUAAAUUUAUUGAUGAGUAUGCUUAAACUUAUUUUAAGAGUAGAGGAUCUAUUAAAGAUACCAAAUUUUUAAGCUAGUUGGUUGAAUACAUUUCCUAAAUAAAUUUUGACUUUUGAAAAAAAAGAUUCAACUCUAUAAAUUAAAUAAUCAUAAAGUUCUUUUGGUUCACAUUUGAAUAACUAAAAGUUAAAUCAAUUUUAAAUUCCAAUAGUAAUAGAUUAUUUACUCUCUUAUUUUGCAAUAAAUACAGAUAGAUUUUUAAUACCAGAUAUAUUUAGAUAAUAGGGUUCAAUUAUUGAUGAAGAAUAAUUAUAAUAAAUGUUGAUUAAUGAGAAUUAUGAAUAUUUGAAUACUAUAGAAGAUGUGAGAAUUGUUUGUAGUCUUAUAAAGAAGUUUUUUUUAGAAUUAGCUGAACCAUUAAUACCUGAUCAAAUUUUUUAAUAAAUCUGUAUUAAAAUAGAAUGUAAGUUAUUAUAUUAAAAUAAUUAGAAAUAACUCCUUAAACAGAAAUUGAAUUCUUAUAAGAAAUAUUUGAAUAAUUACCUAAUUUAAAUUUAAAAUUGUUGAUUGCUAUGGUCACCUUUCUAUUUUCGGUUGGAAGUUAUUCUGAAUUUAAUCGUAUGAAUAUGAAUAAUUUGGCUAUUAUAUUUGCACCUUGUUUUAUGAGAGCUUAAAUAGAUUAGAGUUAAUAAAAUGAAAAAAUUGGAUAUUAAUUGAAAUUCUUAAAGAUUUUAUUUGAAAAUUUUCACAAAAUACACCCACAGAUUUCAUUUAAAUUAUAUUUGUAGCAUACGUAAAAUUUAUCUUGUUCAUCAAACAUUAAUAAUAAUUCAACCGGUACAGAAAGCAAUAUAAAGAAAAAUCAAAAAUUAUCUUCAUUAGAAGAUGAAAAACUUGUUCAAUUUUAAUAAAAGUAGAAAUGA